AUGAUGGACCGCCCCAACGACAGCGCGUCUCAAUCGCGUGCUCAUCAUGCAGAAAGAAGCGGAUGCGGGCCACCGAGUAAGAAAUAUGUAGAGUCUCUUCAAGCUCGCAUAGCAGCUCUCGAGGCUCAAUUAUCUUCCAUUCAAUGCCCCGCGACCGAACAAGGUAUUGCGUUGGAUGCCAAGGAGAGUAUUUUGUCCGAUACAGACAAGACCUCGAUGUACGAGGAGUCGAGUUCUGGGGACAGGGAUCCAGUCUCAGAAAUUACGGGACUUUUGGGAUCUCUGAACAUGAGCACCGAUGGACAGCUCCACUACUUUGGGUCCCAAAGCAGUUACCAUCUGGUUCGCAGCCGAAUGACAGAGGAUGCGACAAAACCGACAGCUAGCCCUCAAGAGCAGGGACUCGCUGCCGUGGAGCAGCUCGGACAUCACGUCUCAAUCUCACAGGAACUAGAGGCCCACCUACUGGACUUGUAUUGGAGAUGGUCUAAUCCUUGGAACUACAUCGUACACAAAGAGACGUUCUUAAAGGACUACCACGAGAGACGUGGUGUAUACUGCACGCCACUUCUCCUGUCGGUUGUUCUUGCUCAUGCAUCUCGCUAUUCAGAUCGAACAGAGCUACGGACGGUGCCAGACGACCCACACACAGCCGGUAGAGCUUUCUUGGACCAGGCAAAACUGCUGUAUCUAUAUGAGAGCGAGGCUCCCACUGUCGCUACCGUGCAGGCAGCUGCUCUCAUGGCAUUAAGAAUCAUGGCAGAUGGUAAAGAGGCGCUGGGCUGGUUGUAUUGCGGGAAUGCAACGAGAAUGGCAUUCAAUCUCGGCCUCAAUCUCGAUUGCUCUCACUGGGUGGCUACGGGCCUCAUCUCGCCAGAGGAAGCCGAGGUUCGUAAAGUUGCCUGGUGGGGCUGUUAUGUUGUCGACAAUAUUAUCAGAGACUCAGAAUAUUCGCCUUGGGCACCAGAGUCACAAGCGAGCAACCCGCGUUUAGGCGCUCAUGCCCACAUUGCUUCUGUCUCUCACUAUGUCUCGGAGCAUAUGAACAUAGCCUGUGAGGCGAUGGACGAGAUCUACGCGCCAAACAGCUCGUUAUCCGAGCAAGCUAUGGAGAGUCUCGUCAGCUCUGCUGAAGUCGAUAUGCGGUCAUAUUACAACACUUUGCCGAGCUUCUUGCGCCUCCCUCCUUCGCCGCGACGCUUCAUCCCCAUUGCAGCGGUCCAGGACGCUUUUUCUGCCUCUGUGAUCCACCUCAUCGACGCCCGACCAGGUGAACACCCAAGCCGACGUCAGGCAGUGCGUCAUCUUCAAAUCUGCGUCGACGCUUUGCAGGAAAUGAAUCUGGCGUGGAAUGCCUGGAGCUCGAGAGCUCUGCGCGCGCUUCAGCUGCUGGCGCAGGAGUGGUUCCCAUCUCACGUUGCAGAGCUCGGCGCUCUCAGCCCUGUCGUUGACAGUGGAGACCAAGACGCGAGUACCUUGGUGACUGGCCAGGAACCAGAGGUGGCGGGCAUUGGGGAAGCGACCAAUACUGAUAUCGAUGAUCUAAGUUUCCUUUUCGAGUUCUCAGCACCCGAGGAGAUGGAUGCGCUAGUUCGAGAUUGGCUUGCAGAUGGUAUCCUGGAUCUUCCCUUGUAA
This is a messenger RNA of Diaporthe amygdali, 1635 nucleotides long. RefSeq lists its product as uncharacterized. Gene Ontology annotation, biological process: DNA-templated transcription. The record is from RefSeq and is a predicted model, not a curated record. Lineage: Eukaryota; Fungi; Ascomycota; Sordariomycetes; Diaporthales; Diaporthaceae. Gene Ontology annotation, molecular function: DNA binding; zinc ion binding. Bases 1 to 1635 code for a protein of 544 amino acids. The transcript has 6 exons.